AUGGUCAAGAAACUACUCGAAAGCCACACCUUCCAUCAAGGCGUCCGGAAAGCCCACAAGAGCUGGUAUCGCCUACGAAAUGGUCCUCUGCAAGGAGAUGAAGGCGGAACCAACCUUGAAAGACAAGGCCCGGGCUUUGGAUCGCAUCUCUGGGACGAGAUCCAGACACAACUCGGUCGCAACAAGAAGGAAGACAAUCCGCUGCAAAAGUCGGAUCCGACACAUACAACACAAUCACACAAGCCCACCUCGACUCAACCCGACCAGGACAGAACCACUCGUUCCAACACCAACCCUGAACCCCAGCCAGCAAACGAAAGCUUUUUGUCACAUUUUAUGGACGAAUUACGCUCGCAAUCCCGUGGCCGCGACAAGCGCCCUUGA
Aureobasidium namibiae CBS 147.97 is the source of this 384-nucleotide messenger RNA. RefSeq lists its product as uncharacterized. NCBI's taxonomy places the organism in Eukaryota, Fungi, Ascomycota, Dothideomycetes, Dothideales, Saccotheciaceae. The record is from RefSeq and is a predicted model, not a curated record. The coding region runs from base 1 to 384 and encodes 127 amino acids. The transcript has 3 exons.